AAAUAGUUUAGGACGUAUCGAUUUUUAUAGAUGUCGCCCGUUCUCUUGACGUCAAGCGAUGUUUAUCAUAAUCACGGUGCCCAACGAGGGGAUACCAUGUUGUGAAAACUAAUGGGCACCUUCCUACAGACUAACUUCCCCGAAGACUACUCGUUAACAACAUGCCAGAUAAAUAGAGGAGGUCAACCAGCUAAUUAAUUAUUUAUGAUAAACAGGUGGAGUUAGAUGCUCUGGUCAGCAGACACAACGUCGAGAGCACUCCUGUCACAAGCAAGAUGUCUGAACUACACAAGAAAUAUUUCUGUCCUCGACUUUUGGAUUAUAUUGUAAUAACAGGUAGCCGCAAUCCAAAUCAUAACAACAAUGUUGCUCAAACUCCAGAAUUACUUCGAAGGUAUCCACUAGAAGAUCACAAAGACUUUCCACUUCCUACCGAUGUGAUAUUUUUCUGUCAACCUGAAGGUUGUAUUAGUGUAGGACCGAAACGAAUGAGCUUGAGGGAAACUACUUCAUUUGUGUUCACAUUAACUGAAAAAGAUUCUGGAAUUGUAAGAUAUGGUAUAUGUGUGAAUUUUUUUAGACCAUUUGAAAAACGCAGCCAUGCAAGUGACUGGCAAAAAAAUGAACGAAACAGCUUAGCCAGCACACACUCUGUUGAUACAGUUAGUUCUACGGAGAGUGAUCGAUCGAAAUCUCCACGAACUCGAAGGAAAGGUGGACCUUCAUGUCGUGUAAGAAACAAUACAUUAACGUCAUUGUGUAUAGUUAGUCAUCAUCCAUUUUUCUCUACUUUUCGUGAAUGUUUGUUUAUUUUACGUCGUCUAAUUGAUGCCUGCCAUGAUAGAAGUUGUACCAGAAGAAUAGGGGGUUCCAAAGGUGUAACAAGAGAUACAGUAUGGGGAGUAUUGACUGGUCAGUGUAGUGACAAUAUUACCUCAUUAGUUAUGCAUGAUAUUAGAGAGAUCGAAACAUGGAUAUUACGUCUGCUUAGUGCUCCCGUUCCUGUACCAGGCAAAACUAGAGUUGAGGUGAAUGUGUUGCCGAAAGAUUUACAAGCACCGUUAUUAUUUGCACUGCCUGAUAAUACAAGAUUUACCCUUAUAGAUUUCCCUCUACAUUUACCAUUAGAAUUAUUAGGUGUUGAUACAUGUCUUAAAGUUCUUACUGCUGUUAUGCUGGAACACAAGGUUAUUUUACAAUCAAGAGAUUACAAUGCUCUAUCAAUGAGUGUUAUGGCCUUCGUGUCCAUGCUAUAUCCAUUAGAGUAUAUGUUUCCCGUUAUUCCCUUAUUACCUACAUGUAUGGCAUCAGCUGAACAGCUACUAUCUGCCCCUACACCAUAUCUGAUUGGUGUACCUGCCAGUUUUUUUCUCUACAAAAAAGGUUUUGUUUUACCAGAUGAUAUAUGGCUUGUUGAUCUAGACUCAAAUAAAAUUCACCCUCCAACUAAUGCGGAACCACUCCCCAAUUUACCAGAUCCUGAGGGUUCAGUUCUAAAGACACACCUUAAACAGGCUUUGGCAAGCAUGAGCAUGACACCUCAGCCAAUCAAAAAUCUUGAUGCACUUGCUCAGAAUGCUGAGAUAUGGCAACGUAGAGAAAGUUUUUCUUCUCAGACUGGCUUCAACCCGUUGAUAUAUGGAAAUGAUGUAGAUUCUGUAGAUGUUGCUACUAGAGUAGCUAUGAUCAGAUUCUUCAACUCCACCAACAUUUUAGGGAAUUUCUGUGAACACACACGCACAUUACGUUUAUACCCGCGACCAGUAGUGGCCUUUCAGUUGUACAGUUUUCUUAAAUCUCGACAGAUUAGAACACAUUUUUCUGUUCGUCUUGCCAGAACACAGGCUGUUGAAUACUAUGCAGAAUGGUCAUUAUGUCCUCAAAAUCUGGUUUAUCUUCGUGUACAGACCGGUGUAUAUGAUCCAUCUUUAAUAGGAGAUAAACCAAAAUGGUAUGCCCACCAACUACAAUCAGUGGAAUUUCACGUCUACGAUCCCAACUCCAGUUUAGGAGCAGCUCUGACAUCUGUAUCGGACGUUCUUAGUGAUGAAAUACCUACAGAUGAAAGUGGUAGUGAUAGUGAAGGUGCAGAGAGUACAAGUUCAUCUUAUUCAUCAUUAAGUGAUUUUGUCACUGAUAUGGUUAAUAGUGAAAUAGAUGGCGAAACACCAGCUUUUCUCCCUGAAAACCAAAUACUAGCAGUAGAUGAGUCGAAGGUAUUCUGUCCUCCUGAUAAACUGCAUGUUCCUGAUGUGAAUGCUACUAACAGUGAUUCCGCAUUGUCUAUGCCUGAAGAUAGUGAUGUAAGUUCGUCAGCCUCUUCAAGUCCUACAUACAGCGAUAAUAUACCUAGAGAUAGGAGUCCUAAAGAUUUAGAGGAGGAUGAAAAUGAUGGUCAUGUAUUCCGUUAUGAUUCUGGGAAUGUAACAGCAACGAGUCUCACACCAAGCCGGAACGAUAAUUUUGGAGCAGGAAGUCCAGCGUCUGUAGAUCUUCCACCAAGAAGUCCUAAAUUACCUUCUUUUACUAAAAGUACUAAUUCUGCAUUUGAUGUGUAUGAAAAGCCCAAACCGUUAUUAGCUCUUAUUCCACCUAAUCCAAAUAUGAUGCGGGCACAGAGAGGAAGUAUUUCUGGUUCAUCUGGACCAUCUGCUAUUAAAGGCAAUUUACGAGUCCCGAGUAUAAGUGAUCAAGAUUCUGACAGAUCCUCCUCCCCAUCAUCUAUCAUAUCUACCAUAAGUAACGAAUUAACAGAUAUGGCCCAGUCAGCUACACAUACAAUGUCAGAAUUAUUUGGUGGUAAUAAACCUGGUAAUAAUAGUACAUCAAACAAACCACCAUCCAAACCUUUUACACCUCUAGGUAAUCGAAAAGCUUCUGUUGAGAAAUCUGGAUUAGUAAAACAUGCAGCUAGUAUCAAGAAAAAAACAGAAGGAAUCAAACCUUCACCAGCUGAUGUUAGAAAUUCUUCAAAUAGUGAAAAUCAACAGUUUUUAAAAGAUGUUGUAAAUUCUGUUAUGGAGGGCCAAGGAACAAGUUGGUUAAAAAUGGGUAAAAUAAAAACUCUUAUGGAAGAUGAAAAUUAUCGCAACUUUGUAGUUAGCCGUUUAAAUAAAAAUCUAGAUAAGAAAUUAACAGAUGAAUCAGUACAUAUAGAUGAUGUGUGUGUACCACGACAAGUGUUCAAAGGAAUGUUAGCGAUGUUAAAAGCUAUAAUACAUGGUCUAGAAAGAACGUUUCAGAAUCAUGGUCUUGGUGGGGCUGCUAGUGCCUAUAUGGUGUUAGAAAUAGCACACACACAUUAUUGGUAUAGAGAACCAUCUGCUUAUAAAAAUGAAUCAAGUUUAACACCAGAUGUGCCGCCAUUUUAUGGUAGCCAUGACAGUUUAACAUCGCGAGAUGAUUAUUGUCAGUCGAUGAUAUCUGAUGCCAAAAGUCUUCAAGAUGACAAUGUGGUGGCUUCUAUAGGAUCAAAACAGAGUGAUUGGUCAUUUGAACGCGAGAGACCAUCUCCUCCUGGAGCCCCUAGCAACGAGCCGUUACAUGAGUUAUCUACCCCUAGUCCCAGUUCUGAAACAGGAUCUCCGGUUAUUGUGAAUGGUGAUGAAUUUGAGAACAUUGAAAUUAAUCGAGAUAUUAACUUAAAUAUGAGAUCUUUAGACAACACAGGUGAUUUAAAUAGAAAUACUCAGAAAGGUCAUAGCUGUGACAUCAUCAUAACAGAUCAUACAGAUAUACCAAGUGCUAAUACACGAUCGGGUGAUAUGUUACAUGAAAUGGUGAAGAACAAAGAACUAAUUAAAACCAGCCGAUUAGAUAAAUUCAGUAGUAUGGAUUCUGAAAUGUCUGAUGCUAGUACAUUAGUUAGUACGAGUUCUGACAAAGACGAUGAUCGUAAGAAAACACGUAUCAAUCAUCAUUCUAUUAGAAGUGCCAUGUCUGAUAGUGAAAUGGAUCCUUCUGGGUCUAUGGUACGUCAGAAUAAGCGUAAUCGUUCCCCUAGUUUGUGGAGUAAUAAGAGUAGUGUAAGUACAGGUUAUAGAUACAGAGAAGGUAAAUUAAUCAGCACAUCAUCAGCUGUAUCCAACACAGAAACUGGCAGAACUUUCCUCUUUGAAGGUUUAUUAGGAAAAGAACGCAGUAGACUUUGGGAUCAAAUGCAGUUCUGGGAAGAUGUAUUUUUAGAUGCUGUGGCCCAAGAAAGAGAUAUUAUUGGAAUGGAUCAAAGUCCUUCAGAAAUGAUGGACAGGUAUUCAUCAUUAGGUGAAAUGGAGAGAAAACGAUUAGAACAUGAUGAAGAUAGAAUACUGUCCACCAUGUUGUUUAAUUUAGUUAGUUUUAUGAUCAUGUUGAGAGUUAAUAAAGUAGAGAUAAAGAAGAAAAUUCGACGUUUAUUAGGAAAAUCUCAUAUUGGUCUCAUACACAGUCAAGAAGUCAAUACUCUACUAGACCAAAUUAAAAAUUUACAUGGUAAUGAUAUAGAUCUGAAACCAAUCUGUAGUAGACAGAUGCAGAAACAAUCAUUUACAGUACAUUGGGGAACAGAUAACUCUGGUGAUAUGCUCUUCAUGGAGGUGUGUGAUGAUUGUUUAUUGUUGAGAAGUGUAACAGGUUCUAUACAUGAUAGAUGGUGGUUUGAGAAACUAGUUAACAUGACCUACUGUCCUAAAACUAAAGUUCUCUGUUUAUGGAGAAAAAAUGGUGAAAAAGUUCAACUUAAUCAGUUUUACACAAAGAAGUGUAAAGAAUUAUAUUUCUGUGUGAAGGAAGCUAUGGAGAAGGCUGCUGCCAGAAACAGCGGCAAGCUUCCUGGUCCUGAACUCGGUGGAGAGUUCCCAGUCCAAGAUCUGAAAACAGGACAAGGGGGACUACUCCAAGUAUGUAUGGAAGGUAUUGGACUUCUGCUGGCUAACAGCAAGUUCUUUAUUGAGCUAGCGCGUAUCAGGAAAUGUUUCACCCUGAAGGGAGGUAUUUUUGUGCUAGAGGAAUUUGAUACCAAAAAUAAACAAAUAAUUCAGCACAAAUUCAAAUCCAGAAUGGCGAAUGAGGCAGCGUUAAUGAUGCACAGAAUAUUUGCGGUUAAAUGGGCAAAGCUACAAAAGAUGCAGAAUAGAUACCCUGAUGAAAAUGGCAACAGUAUGCAAGCUACUUAAAUGCUGACCAAAUGUGUUAUGCAGUCUUAUGUUUAUUUUCCUAUGUAGCAGCAGGGUUAGAGCAGAAGAAACAACAAACUUCCUGACAAAGUCUCCAGCCAAUUUAAUUAUCCUGACAACAAUUCUUCCAAUUUGAGCAUUCGGUAGAAACUUUGCUCAGAUAUUUCACAUAUUUAUUUAAUUGCUCAUUACAUAGAGAGAAAAGAAAUAUAUCUAAAUCUUAUUCGUUAUACUAAAGAAAACAUUUAUCUUUUAUUAAUUAAUAUUAUGUAUUAUAAGAUGAUAUAAAUAUUUAAAAUAUAUAUGUAUACUGUAUUAGUGACAAAGUAUAUAUAUAUCUUGCUUGCUCCAAGCUGAGAUUUAUAUGUCCAAGCUAAAUUAUUUUAAAUACUGUUAUAUUGUAUGUUUGAAUACUAUUUUAAGAAAAAGGUGCUUAAUUAUUAUUUCUGUAUAUUUUGCAUACUGUUUAUUUAUUGUCAGAGAGACAGGUCUUUCUGUGUAUUGUGUAUUUAUUUCCUGUGUUAGACUUAUUAAGUAGAAAGCUUGAGGCCCAAAGGAUUGAUUUCAUGAACAUCACCACCACAUGAUUUCUCACAAUGGCAUAAAGAUGGGGGGGGGGGGGGGUCCACAUGUUCUAACUUUAGUAAAUCACAUUUUGGGAUUACUAGUAGGAGAAUUAAAAUCCAAAAUCUUCUAUGGAGCUGCCCCCUUUACAAUAUCCACAUCUGGACUGUCGUAUUAAACAGCACAGGCAUAUAGUAUUCAUAUUAAGAGCGGUUACCUCUACAGAACCAAUGGUGAAUACACAAUUAUGAGAUGUGAAAUAUUAAAACUCUCUCAGUUGUGCAAGGCUAUGCUGGUCAUGGUUCAAAAUUUUUACAGCACAACCAAUGCCUCUUGCUUUCUCUUAAAAAUUAGUAUUGGAAUUUACAUGUUUGUUUCAUAUUGUUGUCUUAUUAGAGUCAAUUAGAUUUUAUUUUUUGGAAUCUCAGAUUGUGAAAUCCGUAAUAUGUUUAAUUUAAAUCUAAAAUGGACAAGUCUGACUCGGCACACUGAUGCAUAAUAAAAUUAAUCUUGAUACAUAUGAUGUAUAUAAUUAAGGCCAAACCAAUGUAAUUUUCUGUUCUUCAAUGGUCUUGAUAAAUAAAUAGCCACUUGAAUCAUACAAAAGAUGUUUAGUUUAAAAUUUCAAAAAUUUGAGACUAAAAGCUUUUGAACUGUUUUUGUUUUUAAAUUGGUCCCUUUCCCAAAGAAAAAAGAAACAUAAACAGGGGUUCCUGAAGAACAGAUAAUCAAAUUGGUAUGGACUGACUUUUUGGAGAAGUUUUAAGAUCCACGUCCAGAAUUGUGUCAAAAACAAAUUGAUAAAUAUAUUGACUGGGACUUAUAAUAAUGGUGCCUUGGUUUAGUGUUCGCAUACAUUUACCCAUUUUUCUGUAUUAAUUUUCUGUUUUAUUUGCUUGAUUGAAAACAUGAGCAUUUAGCUUAAACUAACUGUAAGGUACACCAGAUUAUCCUGUCCUAAAUUUGUAGAAUCAUUAGAGACUAGAAGUUUGGAUAUAUUCAGUUUAAACAUAAUGUAUUUAUUAAUAAACUAACAAUGUUUCUUUAAAUUAUCAAUUGUGAUGUUGAUAAAUUUCUUAAUUAUAUAAAUAAUAGACAUAAGGAAAUAUAAAUAUAUUAUAUUUUUGUCGAUUUGCCUUCCAUUUUCUCAUACCACUGGAUUUGAAUUGUGUAAUUAUGAAUUAUUGUUAAAAUAUUACUGUAAAUAUUAUAUAAAUAUAUAUUAUAAGUAGUAUAUAAAUGCAAUGUAGUUAAAUCAAUUGUAUAAUUGUAGAAAAUUUUUAAUUUGCAAAAUCGACUGUAAGAAUUUUGUGUGAUAUUGGACUUUUCUAUCUCUGCAUGAAUUGACUGUUUCUUUCAAUAUUAAACUAACUAAAAUUUUGUGAUUUUCAAGAAUUUUUCUAGUAUUUUGUCUGUUUAAUUGAAGAACGUUCCAUUUACAACUUUGAUAAAUUUUGAAUUCUGAUAUAUAUAUAAAAAAAAAACAAUUUUAAUUCCAGUUGUAAAUUAUUAUUAACUGAUUUAAUUGGAGAAAUUGUGUAUUUUAAGAUGUUAUUGUUUUGUUAAGAAUUCUAUAGAUUUUGAUUAAUCUUGAAUUUGUUUGGGAAGUUUUAUAAUGUUAAAAAUUUGUGUAAUGAUCACACUUUGUUGAAAUAUAACAGUCAGCUCCUUCUAGUCAUGGAAUAAGUGUAUAUAUAAUGAAGCCCAAACUAAUGUAAUAGUUAGUUUUUCGGGAUAUAUAAAUAGGCAUUUGAGAUUGGUGUAUGAUGUUUUGUUUAAUAUGUCAAAAAUUACAAUUUUUGGGGUUAGGGGUAGAUGGUCUAGUGGGUUAACACGUCCAUAUGGAAUCACAAGGUCUGUCAUUGAGUCAAGUGGGGUGGUUUUGAUUCACCACUUGAACUGGACAAGAAUUAGGGUCGUCUGUCGAACUUCGUGGGUUUUCUCUGUGUCCUCUGGAUUCCUUCCACUGCUAAAGACCCCUAGGCUCAAACAUUAUUGAAAUAUAAUUGAACCAUAUGUUAAACCCCAUUCUCUCUCUCCCCAAAAUUGUAAAAGGUGUUUCCGAAGGCCAAAAAUUAAAAUUGGUAUGGCCUAACUGUAUUAAUAACAAGCAUAUUAGCAGAAAUAGAAACAAGUUGCUAAAAGAAUUUUUGAGAUUAAAAACUUACUGUACACAGUUACAAAAAGAAGAUAAGAUCAUAGCAUUUAGCCAAAAUGAUAUAGUGCAUUUCUGAAAUUCUAGUAAAUUUGUGGAAUUUUUCACUUCUUGGUUCAACCUUAUGUGAAGAUGAAAUCUAGUCAUAAGACCAAUUUGGUACUUUCGGAUCCUGGUUUUCUAGUGUUAACAAACAACAUGCUUUCUAAGUUACCCAUACAAAAAAAGAAUAUUACUGGCAGGAGAACCUAUAACCGGGGACGAAAAAAAGUAUCACAAGUGGUUGAUUGAAUUAACUUCUUUUUCAUAAGGGUUAAAAAUUGGCAAAAAGCUGUAAAUUCCUACCUUCAUUAUACUUAGGGUAUAGCAAGUACUGCCACUAGAUUGUGAUAUUAACAAAUAUAUUAUUGGGUACGAUUUGAGAUAAAGGUUUUUAUCAGUAUUUAUAAGUUAUGCAAUAUGUUGAAUAUGGUAGACGAAAUAAAAUACAGAUCGAUUGAUUGAUGUGCACUUAGGUUGUGAUAUACAUUUUAAAUAUACUAUUAAUUUCAUUAUUAAAAACUUUAUACAUAUUUCUCAAAUAUCCCAAUCUGAUUAAAACACAGAUCCUAUUUUGUUUCAUUUUUAUAGUUCAAAAUUUUGUUUUACUUGUCUUUACUACACUAGGAUCUGGAAGAGUUGUUAUCAUUGACUGUUCUGAAUGAUGUGAGGGAAAAGCCAAUGAAACGGUCUGUUACGGCGAGGUUUAAGCGUGUUUUGCACGGAACUGUGGGUAAUUCACUAGUAACAUCAAUGCUGAUUGGUUAAUCAAAUGUCUGAGGUCAUAGGGUCAAAAGCUGUUCGUAUGACCACUGACGCGACCUAUCGUUACAACUGGUCAGAUCUUCAUGUAGUGUAGGCCAUCGAAAGUAUAAAAAACGAAACAAAAUAUAGAUCUGUAUUUUAAUAAGAUUGCAAAUAUCCAAAACCAGUGUCUUGAGAAAAUUAAACAACUGGUGAAAAAUUGUUAGGGGAGGUUCUAGACAAUACUAUCCGAGAACAUCCUAGCCAUAUAGAUGUGAACCCUUUUCUCAAUUUGUCUAAUUUGAUCAUAAAUCAGAACAAUAUAAUAUUGCAGUGUAACCUGUUUGAAGAUGCAGUAUGUAAGAUUUAGCUGGUCAUGAUAAUCCAUUCAAUAUCUAAGUCACACAAUGGCCUAAUAUCUAAUUGAUAUUAUAUAGCUGCAAAAAGACCUGCAAUAGGCAGAUAAAAUUCUUACAUAAUGCAUCUUUAAAUUAAACUAGAUUACAUAUUUUAAUAUUCAGACAAUACACAUUUAGCACAAAAAAUCUGGAAUGUGAAUAAUUUUUAAUAUUUUUGUCCGAGAAAAGGAGAUCGGCUUGGAUAAAUUCUAAGUUAGUUCUGGUAAUGUUUUCAGACUUCUAAGGAAAUGUAUGUAGAUAAAAGGAAUAUUUUUUGAGAAAUACUGUAAUACUGUUUUUAAUUUAUAGUUGCAUGUAAUCUGAUAGUUUAGACUUCCAUGUAUGUAGAGAUAGGUGUGAGAAUUAUAAUUUACUGCUUACCGAAAUAUAAUAUAGAAUCACAAAUGGAAUCUUAUAGGACUGUUCAGUCUUGUCUCAUUCAGAGUUUAAACUCUCUUUAGCCCUGAGAAAUAUUCCAGAAUAAGGGUUAUAAAUUUUAAAUAUAAUAAUCAGAAAUAUAGAAUAUAAACUUUAUAACCAGAAAUAUAAUUCUUAGUAUAAAAUUUAAAUUAUAUACAACUAUGCUGUUUAAUCUUAAAUCAUGGAAUUAACCAAACUUUAAAAAGAUUUGAAUCUUUAAUGUCUAAAUUUACCUUCAUUUUCGAAUUAUUUGAUAAUUCAGGAUAAAAUGCAUUUAUUCAUUAACUAAUCCCUUUGAUUAGUGUUGAUAAAAUAUUUAAAAAAUAAUUCUGUUAAAAUAUUAUAACUUCAACAAUUAAAACAGCUAAAUAACACUUUGUGAUAACUUAUUUUAGGGCCCAUAUGUAAACAAAAACACUAACCCGAAAGAUUUGUUUUUAUCUAUUAAAUAAUUUGUUGAAAUUAUACCAAAGUAUGUAGAUCUGCAUGCAACUUCUGUUGAAUUGUUGAAGAUUUUAUAUAAUACCAUCAGUACUUAUCUGUUAUAAUCUCAGUUACUAUGUUAAAUAUCUCUCCUCUUACUUUACCUAAUGUAGUAUAAGAAAUGAAUAAAUAACAUUCCAAUAACUCGUA
Patella vulgata (common limpet) is the source of this 10106-nucleotide messenger RNA. Its product is annotated as MAP kinase-activating death domain protein. Lineage: Eukaryota; Metazoa; Mollusca; Gastropoda; Patellidae. The transcript is spliced from 33 exons. Gene Ontology annotation, molecular function: guanyl-nucleotide exchange factor activity. Gene Ontology annotation, cellular component: cytosol. Bases 276 to 5153 code for a protein of 1625 amino acids. Gene Ontology annotation, biological process: regulation of Rab protein signal transduction; regulation of apoptotic process. The record is from RefSeq and is a predicted model, not a curated record.